AUGGCAGGGUUUCUGAGCGAAAACACCGACUUUGUCCAACUCUUGGCCCAAUCCAAUGUCGUGUUCGUGGGGCCAACCGCCGACACCAUCAGGGCGUUUGGUUUGAAGCAUAGCGCCAGAGAGCUUGCCGUGGGUGCAGAUGUCCCAAUCGUACCCGGAACGGCCAUCAUUUCGACCACGGAGGAGGCCUUUGCUGAGGCCGAGAGAGUGGGCUAUCCUGUCAUGGUCAAAGCCACCGCUGGCGGCGGAGGUAUGGGACUUCAGGUUUGUCGGUCGUCUGCCGAAUUGCAUGGUGCCGUGGCGACAGUCCGUAGCCGAGGCCAAGCUCUGUUCAAAGAUGCCGGCUUCUUCUUGGAGAAAUUCGUCGAGAAUGGAAGACAUAUCGAAGGCCAGAUAUUCGGCAACGGCACGGGCGAAAUCUUGUGGUUCGGUGAGAGGGAAUGCUCCAUCCAAAGACGGCACCAAAAGGUGCUAGAGGAAUCCCCCAGCCCCUAUGUCAUCAAGCACCCUGAACUCCGGGACAAGUUGAAACAAGCGUCCAUAGCUCUUGCAGCCUCGAUCAAGUACAGGUCGGUCGGCACCGUCGAGUUCUUGGUCGAUGACGAGACGGGGGACUUCUACUUCCUCGAAAUGAAUACCAGGCUCCAGGUCGAGCACGGCGUGACUGAACUGGUCUAUAGUGUCGAUUUGGUCCAGUUGAUGCUGUUGCAGGCGCAGGCUGAGGUCUUGGGUCACGUCGGCCUCACUGGCUCUGACCUGAAGCGCUUCGAGCGGACGGCGCCCUCCGGCCAUGCGAUUGAAGUGCGAGUUUAUGCCGAAAAUCCAGCAAACAAUUUCCGACCGGCACCGGGAAUGCUGACAAACGUCGAGUUUCCUGAGGGCGAGGGAAUCCGCGCGGAUUCCUGGGUUGAGAGUGGCACUCCCAUCACCCCUUCAUUCGAUCCACUGCUCGCCAAAUUGAUGGUGCAUUCCAGAACGCGCAAAGAGAGCUUGCGAUUGAUGUCAAGUGCCUUAUCAAGCACCGUGCUGUGCGGACCACCUACCAACAUUGACUUUUUGGGAGCAGUCAUCGUCAACAAAGAUGUUCAGUCCGGAUACACGACCACCAACUUACUGGAGACUCGUUUCCUUUAUCAGCCCUUUGCCAUCCAGUUCGAGGAUGGGGGCAUGUACACAACGGUACAAGACCUGCCUGGUCGUCCGGGCUUCUCGAACGGUAUUCCUGUGUCCGGGCCCAUGGACAGCGUCUCCUUCCGCAUCGCCAAUAUGCUGGUUGGAAAUGAGGAAUGUGUAGAAGCACUCGAAAUCACACAUGCCGGUCCUCGUUUCGUCAUCCACGGCGGUGCCAUAAUCGCGCUGUGUGGUGCCGAUUUCGACUUCACCAUCAACGGCCAGAAAGCCGCCAUGUGGACAAGACAUGUCGUUCCCGCAGAUUCGCAGCUUGUCAUUGGCAGUCGCACGGGAGCGGGAUGUCGUGUAUAUCUGGCUAUUCGUGGAGGACUUCCGAACGUUGGAAGCUAUCUUGGCUCGAAAAGUACCACUCCGACACUGAACUGGGGUGGCUAUCAGGGACGCACCAUACGAUCCGGAGAUUUUCUUGCCCUCCAGAAGCAACCCGCAGAUUGGCUGGCCACGUCGAUCUAUACCCUGCCAGAGCAGCUAAGACCGAACCUCCGACAUAUCCACAUGGUCAACACGCUGCCAGGCCCGUAUGACUCGGAGGAAUUCAUCAGCCCCGACAGCAGACCAUCAUUUUAUGACGCCGUGUGGAAGGUGGCAUUCAACUCAAGCCGCACUGGGAUCCGGCUGGAAGGCCCUCCUCCACCGUGGUCUCGAGCCCACGGCGGUGAAGGAGGUAGUCAUCCCAGCAACAUGCUCGGCUAUGGAUAUCCCAUUGGCGGACUUAGCUUCACCGGGGACUCGGCUGUCGUCUUUUCGGCCGACGCACCGGGUCAGAGUGGGUUCAUCUGUGUUCAAACAGUGAUAUCAAGUCAGCUCUGGAAACUGGGCCAACUCGCACCCGGCGACGAGGUGAGAUUCUUUCCCUGCUCGUGGGAGGGAGCUUGGACGUUUGAAAGAGGACUGGAAGAAAUGCUGAGCAGCGUACGGUGCUCAAUUCAAGCUCAAUACGCAUCAGUCGGCGACGGUUGGGUUCUGCCGAUCGUCAAACCAGAGCUGGGAACAUCCGUGUUAUACGAACGCCCGGUGGAGAACGCGACGGGACUGCCGCGGCUUGUCAUCCGCCAAAGCGGUGACCGAGGAUUGCUUUGCGACUAUGGAAGUCAGAGGUUUGACCUGAAUUUUCGAGCUCGUGCACAGAAAUUGAUCAUGGAGGUCCGCCAUCGGACACCUCGUGGGCUCCUUCCAGCCUGUCGUCCUCAUACCAACAGCGUCUUAAUCCUGUUUGACCCUGCCGUUAUCGACCAGAGCACGGCGGUGUCAACAUUGAUCAAGCUCGAAGCAGCUCUGGAAGAUAUUCGAAAGUUCGAAAUUCCGAGCCGGAUCUUUCAUCUUCCAUUGUUGUUUGAUGCGGAAGAGUGCAUGCAGGCCACCGAAAGGUACAUGAAGACACAACGACCUUAUGCGACAUAUUUGCCGGACAACAUUGACUUCAUCCGGCGAAACAACGGCCUGAAAACACGGCACGAUGUCUUGAAAUCGGUCGUGGACGUGCCUUUUAUAGUUCUGACGUCGGGUGGUCUCAUGGGUCUUCCUAUUUGUGUCCAAAUUGAUCCCCGUCUGCGCUUCACAGUACCCAAGACGAAUCCGUCAAGAACAACAACCCCUGCCGGUGCAUUGGGAACUGGAGGCAUGACAUCCAGCAUCUAUCCGGUCGAGUCGCCGGGUGGUUAUCUUCUCUGGGGAAUAACCAUUCCAGGUUGCCCAUUUGACACUUUUGGAAGAAAACCAGGCUUCUCCCCGACGAAACCUUGGCUUUUUGAACCCUUUGACCGUAUCAUCUUCCACAGCGUCUCGCGUACCGAGUUUGAUGACAUCAAUCGUCGUUUCCAAGCUGGCCUGUACACAAUCCCGGUGGAUGAUGGCGUGUUUGACCUCGGAACAUACAAUGAUCUGGUAGAUGAGACGCGAGAAGAGGUAGCUGAGAUCCAGAGCCGUCAGCAACGAUGUGCUGCUGUCGAGUUGGAGAAGGAGAACGAACUGCUGCGUCGCUGGACCCUGGAAAAAGAAGCGGAACGGGCUCGAAAGGCUGCGGAUGAUAAGACCAAGCCAAGGGAUCAGGAUGACUCCAAGUUCACACGCGUCAUUGCGACCAUCAAUGCCAGAGUCUGGAAAGUGGUCGCUGACGUGGAAACCACGGUCAAAGCCGACGCAGUGAUACUAAUCCUCGAGGCCAUGAAGAUGGAAAUCUCGGUCAAAUCCCCACCAGAUAGUGAAGCCUAUCAGCUUCUCAAGCUGAUGGCCAAGGAGGGUGACAUGGUGAGCCCUGGGGACGUGCUUGCACUGCUGGAACCGGUAAGAUAG
Capronia epimyces CBS 606.96 is the source of this 3483-nucleotide messenger RNA. RefSeq lists its product as uncharacterized. Gene Ontology annotation, molecular function: metal ion binding; ATP binding. The coding region runs from base 1 to 3483 and encodes 1160 amino acids. The transcript is spliced from 14 exons. Lineage: Eukaryota; Fungi; Ascomycota; Eurotiomycetes; Chaetothyriales; Herpotrichiellaceae. The record is from RefSeq and is a predicted model, not a curated record.